AUGCCUGACGUACAGGUUAAAACAAACGAACCACAAUAUGAAAACUGGCUUGGUGCUCAUUCCAAAAAAGACAAAUAUCUCACUGAGUCACCAUUACUGGACGUUGAACUUCCGCAUGGUUUGCAACUUUCUGCUCGACGUGGGCCUGAAGUUGAGCUCUAUGAUGUAGCCGGUGUUCACUUACUUUGUCCACCAGACACAAGAUCGAAUAAUCAAAACAGUAAACAUGUAUGGUCUAGACUUCAUUGGUUUAAAUCAUUUUUCAACUCUAAACAUAAGAAAAUUUCAAGUGAUUCGCCAGUAAUUCUCUCAAAUAAGAGUGCAGAUAUCAAGUCCAGUUUAUAUAAUCUCAGUUCUAGUCAUUUGCCCACUAAUGCAUCGCAGUGUAUUUCAUCAAAUUACAACCAAAAAACACAAACUCGUAAUGAUUUAUCAUUGUCUACUCAACAUGCUAUCUGCCAAAAACAAUCAUACUUUUCCACUUUAAAGGAUAGGCUAUCAAUGAUUGGCUCUGUCUAA
Messenger RNA from Schistosoma mattheei, 519 nucleotides. The record is from the annotation of a GenBank genome assembly. Lineage: Eukaryota; Metazoa; Platyhelminthes; Trematoda; Strigeidida; Schistosomatidae.